AUGGAUUCCGCAAGUGCUGCCGGGGACGAACUGAACGCGCCUUCCAAACCGGCGCCACCACAAGAUUUAACCUCCGAAGCGACGCUGUUGGAGCAAAUCUCGGACAUCGAGCGUCGCAUCAAGCAGAUAGAGACGGGCCUGGACAAACCGGCCCCCAUUCCCGCUGGCAUCCGGGCCAAGGUGCACGCGUUGCGUAAAUGGCAGAUGCAGAUUAUCCACAAGGAGGCCGACUUCCACAAGAAGGCGCACGCGAUGGAGGUCGCGUUCCAGGACGAGUUCAACCAGUGUCACGGUGCAAUUUCGCGCCUUGUGAAUGGGCUCGAGGUGCCCGAACCGGACGGCGGUGCCGGUGCCGAUGCCGCCGACCAACCGUCGGGCAUCCCGGAGUUCUGGCUGGCGGUGCUGAAGGCGAGCCUGUUGGAGGGUUUCAUCCGAGAAGCGGACGAACCGGCACUGAAGUCGCUCACGGACAUCCGGUGCGUGUUGAAAAACGAGCCCGAACCGAGCUUCUUGCUCGAGUUCCAAUUCGCUAGCGACAAUGCCUACUUUACCAACGAGGUGCUAACGAAGGAGUACAUCCUGCGGUGCGCACCGGACGAGAGCGAUCCGGCGAGUUUCGAAGGGUUCGUAAUACACCGCAGCGUUGGGUGCGAGAUCGAUUGGAAGUCGGGACACAAUCUCGUCGAGAAGGCAGCCUCGGAGCCGCCGGAGGACGAUGCGGGUGGAUCGUUUUUUGAGUUUUUCCAACCGGAAAAGCAGAUGCGCGAGAUCGACGAUCCGGAUCUGCAGUACGCGCUGGCGCAUAAUGACUUCCAGCAGGGGUACUACAUCAAGGAGAAGAUCAUUCCGCGGGCAGUUUUCCUCUUCCUGGGUGAAUACGUGAGCUUUCACGAUUGCGAUAACUGUUGCCUCUGGGCUCAGAACGACUGUGAACCUAUGGAGCUGGAUGACGAAGACACUAAACAGGAGGCAACAGAACCGGAUGCAGUAGAAGAAUCGAAAACCAAUGCAGACGAAUGA
Messenger RNA from Anopheles coustani, 1020 nucleotides. Its product is annotated as nucleosome assembly protein 1-like 1. The record is from RefSeq and is a predicted model, not a curated record. The transcript has a single exon. The coding region runs from base 1 to 1020 and encodes 339 amino acids. Gene Ontology annotation, molecular function: chromatin binding; histone binding. Gene Ontology annotation, cellular component: chromatin; nucleus. NCBI's taxonomy places the organism in Eukaryota, Metazoa, Arthropoda, Insecta, Diptera, Culicidae. Gene Ontology annotation, biological process: nucleosome assembly.